Molecule: messenger RNA, 594 nt
Organism: Talaromyces atroroseus
Lineage: Eukaryota; Fungi; Ascomycota; Eurotiomycetes; Eurotiales; Trichocomaceae
Product: putative V-type proton ATPase proteolipid subunit
Exons: 5
Coding region: 1-594 (197 amino acids)
Biological process (GO): proton transmembrane transport
Cellular component (GO): proton-transporting V-type ATPase, V0 domain
Molecular function (GO): proton-transporting ATPase activity, rotational mechanism
Source: RefSeq, a predicted model, not a curated record
AUGGCGCUCUAUCCCGCUGCCGUCGCGACCACCGCACUCGGCGUUGUCGGUGCUUAUAUGCUUUUUCAUGACGAAGGAGAAGCUUUUAAUGUCGGCCAAUUUCUAGAGACAGUGUCCCCGUACACAUGGGCGAAUAUCGGUAUAUCGCUGUGUACGGGCCUUUCAGUAGUGGGAGCAGCAUGGGGCAUUUUCCUCUCCGGCUCAUCUAUCCUCGGUGGUGGUGUCAAAGCACCCCGGAUACGAACGAAGAACUUGAUUUCUAUUAUUUUCUGUGAGGUCGUUGCCAUCUACGGACUCAUCAUGGCCAUUGUGUUUUCAUCGAAGCUCAACUAUGUCGAUUCGGCGAACCUAUAUUCCGGUAGCAAUAUCUACACUGGAUUUGCCUUGUUCUGGGGCGGAAUUAUUGUUGGAUUUUGCAACCUGAUUUGCGGUAUCUCUGUUGGUAUCAACGGAAGUGGUGCUGCCCUGGCCGAUGCUGCUGAUCCUAGCCUCUUCGUAAAGAUCCUUGUUAUUGAAAUUUUUAGUUCCGUACUCGGUCUCUUUGGCUUGAUUAUUGGCCUUUUGAUCUCCGGACGAGCUCUUGAGUUCCAAUAG